GGGAGCCCCGAAACGAAGCCGCUCGGCCGGGGCGGUGGAAGAAGCUGGGAGCGCCUCAGCCCAACCCUGCGCAGCUGGAGGAGGUCUGCCCGGAGAGGCCAUUGGAGGAAGAGCGCCACGUGACAGAGGGGUGCCAAUGUUAUUCUCCAAGGGUGUCAAGACCCUGUCAGUUUGCGAAAUAAAUAUUGGGAAACAACGAAAUGCAAAAAGCGACCUACUACGACAGCUCUGCAAUCUAUGGUGCCUACCCCUACCAAGGAGCAAAUGGUUUCACUUAUAAUGCGAGUCAGCAGCAAUAUCCUCCAUCUUCAUCACUUGUGGAAACUGAGUACCAUCGCCCCGCGUGCUCCCUCCAGUCCCCUGGCAGCUCUGUGUCCCAUCACAAGGCCAAUGACAUCAGUGAGAGUUGCAUGAGGACCCUCCCCAACCAGACUCUCCAGCCCCCCAGCAUCGCUGACCCACAGGCUCCACCGCAGCCGCCUCCAGCCCAGCAGUCACAACCUCCACCUCCGUCCUCCACUUCACCAUCUCAAAAUGCCAGCAGCAACCCUGCCCCGGCCAACCCCACCAAGAGCCCAGCUCUUAACUCACCCACCGUGUCCAAACAGAUAUUCCCAUGGAUGAAAGAGUCUCGGCAAAACACAAAGCAGAAAAACAGCAGUUCCAGUUCAGGUGAGAGUUGUGCUGGUGAUAAAAGCCCUCCAGGGCAAGCCUCCUCUAAGCGAGCCCGUACAGCUUAUACAAGUGCCCAGCUGGUAGAACUGGAAAAGGAGUUCCACUUCAAUAGGUACCUUUGCAGGCCACGAAGGGUAGAAAUGGCUAAUUUGCUCAAUCUCACAGAAAGACAGAUCAAAAUCUGGUUUCAAAACCGCAGAAUGAAAUACAAAAAGGAUCAAAAGGGAAAGGGUAUGAUGACCUCUUCAGGAGGACAGUCCCCAAGCAGAAGCCCUGUCCCUCCAGCUGCUGGGGGAUAUCUAAACUCUAUGCAUUCUUUAGUAAACAGUGUCCCCUACGAGCCCCAGUCGCCUCCACCAUUUAACAAGCCUCAUCAAAACACCUAUGGCAUCCCUGCAUCUUAUACUGCUCCUCUUAACAAUUGCCCACCGCCUCAAAAGAGAUACACGGGGACAGCAGCUGUGACACCUGAAUAUGAUACUCAUCCUCUUCAAGGCAACGGUUAUGGGAAUCCACACAUACAGGGAAGCCCCGUCUAUGUAGGGGGCAACUACGUGGAGACCAUGACCAAUUCUGGGCCUUCCAUCUUCGGUCUAACUCAUCUCCCUCAUCCUCCCUCUGCCAACAUGGACUACAGUGGGGCUGGGCCAAUGGCCAACAAUCACCACCAUGGACCUUGUGAUCCACAUCCAACAUACACAGACCUUACCGCUCACCAUCCUUCUCAGGGAAGAAUUCAGGAAGCGCCCAAACUCACUCAUCUGUAAGAGACAGGAGUCACUAAGAGGAACACCAAGCCCCCAAGUUUUGGAAAGUACUCAUCCCUUCCCUUCUCUCUCCUCCUCCCAACAUGUGCCCUCCCCUUCCCUUCUCGUUUCUUUUGUUCGUUUUGGUUUGUUUUGUUUCCUUUCGUAAAAGCGUUUUCUAGUUUAUGUGACGUAGCAAUAUUUGUUGCUUGAAUUGCUCUAUAGUUUCACUAGUGGAUAUUUAUCUUCUUGAACUGUAGCCUUGUGUCUCACUUUGGGAGUAUGCAGAGGCUUUAUACUUUACCUUCUACACUUUUAUCAAAACAGGGUAUAUGAACAAAUUUUCUAUAAAAGGAAUUCUUAAAUGUGAAUUUGUUCGUACAUGAUUGAUCCCACGGGGAAGCAAUUUUUUUUAUUGCACUUCUUUUAAAUAGCAAGAAAGACAUCAAAAGCGCUUGGACAGGGACUUCCUGGACAAUUAUUGAUACGUGUAAGUCUUUCAAUGUGUGUAUGCUGGUGAACAUUCAGAUUUAU
Molecule: messenger RNA, 1955 nt
Organism: Catharus ustulatus (Swainson's thrush)
Lineage: Eukaryota; Metazoa; Chordata; Aves; Passeriformes; Turdidae
Gene: HOXA3
Product: homeobox A3
Exons: 3
Coding region: 201-1442 (413 amino acids)
Biological process (GO): regulation of transcription by RNA polymerase II
Cellular component (GO): nucleus
Molecular function (GO): RNA polymerase II cis-regulatory region sequence-specific DNA binding; DNA-binding transcription factor activity, RNA polymerase II-specific
Source: RefSeq, a predicted model, not a curated record